This is a messenger RNA of Phragmites australis (common reed), 975 nucleotides long. RefSeq lists its product as uncharacterized. The record is from RefSeq and is a predicted model, not a curated record. The transcript has a single exon. Bases 55 to 801 code for a protein of 248 amino acids. NCBI's taxonomy places the organism in Eukaryota, Viridiplantae, Streptophyta, Magnoliopsida, Poales, Poaceae.
GCGCUCGCCAUCCCCUCCUCCUCCAUCCUUUUUCUCAACCUCAACUCUCACCUCAUGUGUGCAAUGGCGCAGCCGCCGUGGCACCUCGACUCCGUCCUCAGCUUCAGCCACGACCCCGAUGGCACCCGUUACCCCGAUCCGAUCGCCCCAUACGACGCCAGCAACAGCGACGACGCGGGGUUCGAGUUCGCCUUCGCGCCGCCGCUCAUGGCUGCGGGCAACGACGCCGAGGACGACCUGUUCGAGCACCGCCGGAUCAUCCCGGCCUACCCGGUCUUCGACCGCCACCUCCUCCAUGAGCUGACGGAGCCCCAGGCGCCCUCGCCGGACACGUACUGCGCCUGGGCGCCGGGGUCGCCCGCGCGGGAGGGGCCCUUCCCCAAGAGCGCCUCCACGGGUGAGGCGCGCCGCUUCUGGCGCCCGCGCGACCUCGUCGUCGGCGCAGGUGGGCGAUCCCACAGCGACGGCAAGGAGAAGUUCGUCUUCCUGCAGCCCGCCGCCGCGACGCCGUCCAAAAUGUCCGGCAAGGCCAUAAUGGCGGCUGAGACGGUGGAAGGCAAGCAGGCCACCAAGCCUUCAGCGCCCCAGCAGCGGCAGCAGAAGCCGAGCAAGAAGAAGAGCAAGGCCGGCGCCAUGACCGAGAUGAACAUGGCCACCGCGCACAAGCUCUUCUACGGCAAGCAGCUGGUCGCCGGCGCCGGGGCCGACAGGAAGCAGCACUCGUACCUGCCCUACCGCCCCGGGAUCGUCGGCUUCUUCGCCACCGCGCACGCGCUCGGCCGGUCGCACCACCCCUACUAGCUAGCUACCGCCGGCCGCUUGCCGCGCCGAUCACUCCACUUCAAUCCGGAUCAAGCUCUCGACGAAGAAAGAUUGUUUUAUUCAAUUUUUUGGUUAAUUAAUCUUAGCCAAGUAGUUCAUCAAUUGUUCUCUCGCCAUUUUCAUGUGAAUACAAAUAGAAAUUACCGCGCGCAA